Molecule: messenger RNA, 2167 nt
Organism: Pygocentrus nattereri (red-bellied piranha)
Lineage: Eukaryota; Metazoa; Chordata; Actinopteri; Characiformes; Serrasalmidae
Gene: sufu
Product: suppressor of fused homolog (Drosophila)
Exons: 13
Coding region: 215-1666 (483 amino acids)
Cellular component (GO): cytoplasm; nucleus
Molecular function (GO): transcription factor binding
Source: RefSeq, a predicted model, not a curated record
UCAAAACUACAGGCCCCGCCUCCGCCAAUCCCUCAGACCCUGAGGGAAACGGCCCGAGUGGGUUUUAAAAGAGAAAUACAGAUGAGGGAAAUUCACGACAUUUGACGUUUCCAGCGCGAAUAUUUAUUUGAAAGCGUCUUUGUUCCUGAGGAAGCGUCACAAUUUACGUGCUUUCCGAAGAAUUUCACACUCUUUGUGAGAGCCGAGGUGCAGGAUGGAUGAAAUGCGGCCUAACAGCGGCGCCCACCUCGGCCUCGCGUCGCUGUUCCCCCAGGGGCUGCAGGCCAUCUACGGGGAGUGCAGGCGGAUCUAUCCAGACCAGCCGAACCCAUUGCAGGUCACUGCCAUCGUUAAAUACUGGUUAGGGGGGCCGGAUCCCCUAGACUACAUUAGCAUGUACAGAAACGUGGGAUGCCCUGCUCUGGACGUACAAGAACACUGGCACUAUGUCAGUCUCGGCCUGAGUGAUCUGUAUGGAGACAACAGAGUUCAUGAAUUCACGGGUCAAGAUGGUCCAAGUGGAUUUGGAUUUGAACUUACGUUUCGACUGAAGAGAGAAGCUGGGGAGACGGCACCCCCCACUUGGCCAGCUGAGCUCAUGCAGGGUUUAGCCCGAUAUGUCUUUCAAUCAGAAAACACAUUCUGCAGUGGAGAUCACAUCUCAUGGCACAGCCCACUAGACAACAGUGAGUCCCGAAUCCAGCACAUGUUGCUUACAGAGGACCCCCAAAUGCAACCAGUGCAGACCCCUUUUGGACUUGUCAGCUUCCUUCAGAUUGUGGGUGUGUGCACAGAGGAGCUGCAGGCAGCACAGCAGUGGAAUGGUCAGGGCAUUCUGGACCUGCUGCGUGGAGUGCAUGUUGCUGGAGGUCCGUGGUUAAUCACUGACAUGAGGAGAGGGGAGACCAUAUUUGACAUUGAUCCUCACUUACAACAGGAGAGAGUAGAUAAAGGCAUCGAUACGGACGGAUCCAACCUUAGUGGCGUCAGUGCUAAGUGUGCCUGGGAUGACCUGAGUCGACCUCCCGAGGAUGAGGACGACAGCCGAAGCAUCUGUAUUGGAUCACAACCGCGCAGGUUGUCUGACAAAGACACUGAACAGAUCAGAGAGGCGCUAAGGAAAGGAUUGGAGAUUAAUAGCAAGUCCAUCUUACCCCCCAUUAGCAGUCAGAGACACAGUCAAGACCGUCCAGUACAAUCAGUUGGACAUUUGCAGAGCAAGCAGAACUCAAGAAGUCGUAAGGACAGUCUGGAGAGUGAGAGCUCUGCUGCCAUUGUCCCUCACGAGCUGGUGAGAACACGACAGCUGGAGAGUGUACACCUCAAGUUCAACCAUGAGUCUGGAACUCUACUCCCAAUGUGCCUUAGAGGUCGUCUGCUCCAUGGGAGGCACUUUACAUAUAAAAGCAUCAAUGGUGACACGGCUAUUACUUUUGUAUCCACUGGAGUGGAAGGUGCCUUUGCCACAGAGGAGCAUCCAUAUGCAGCACAUGGGCCGUGGCUACAGAUUCUACUCACUGAAGAGUUUGUUGAGCAGAUGUUAGGGGACCUCCAGGAUCCAAGUAUUCAUGAAGAGUCCAAGCUACCAAAGGAGUACAGUUGGCCUGAUAAGAAGCUGAAGAUCUCUGUCCUGCCUGAUACAGUGUUUGACAGCCCACUGCAAUAAGACUGAGGCUGUGACUACCCCCACAUCUCUAGGGAAGAGCUGAGCCACAGGGCUCCAAUGAGACUCAUGUGCCUACACACAGUUGGAGGAAACGGACAGGCAGACACUUCACUCCCUCUCGGACAGCUAUUGGCACACUACACAGAAUAUGCCUUUUUCUCCAAGUAUCGAGUCCAUUAUACCACUUGCCAUUUGAAUGUUUCUGUUGGAUGUGUUUUGUUCCAGAAGGCAGGCCUCAUUCUUUUUGCCUUCAAAUUCAUGCUUGCACACAAGUGCCUGCAGCCUGAAUCGGUGCUUUCACAUGUAGAAGGAUUCUAUUUGAAUUUUUGAAUUUAUGCCAUGUAAGAAAUUUACAUUUAGCUUUCCAUGGUGUUUGGAGUUUGUGAACCAUGUUCACAAAUGAUGUGAUCAGUCCCCCAAAUCCACAGUCUUGCCUUCACCCUGGUUUAAAAUUCUUUCAAAGUGCAAAAGGAACAAGUUUAUAAAGUUUGUUUUUCCAAA